This is a messenger RNA of Pelecanus crispus (Dalmatian pelican), 461 nucleotides long. The record is from RefSeq and is a predicted model, not a curated record. Lineage: Eukaryota; Metazoa; Chordata; Aves; Pelecaniformes; Pelecanidae.
GUGAUGUCCACGUCGGCAUGGCUGACCGGAACGGGCAGCUGGAGGUGGACGUGAUCCAGGCAAGGGGACUUAUCCCGAAGAUGGGCUCCAAGUCCAUCCCUGCCACCUACGUGAAAGUUUACCUGUUGGAGAACGGCGUCUGCUUGGCCAAGAAGAAGACCAAGAUGGCGAAGAAAACGUGCGACCCGUCAUACCAGCAGCCUCUGCUCUUUGAGGAGAGCCCCCAGGGCAAAGUCCUGCAGGUGAUCGUCUGGGGAGAUUACGGGCGCAUGGACCACAAGUGCUUCAUGGGGAUGGCCCAGAUCGUCUUGGAGGAGCUCGAUCUCUCCAGCGUGGUCGCGGGCUGGUACAAACUCUUCCCCACCUCCUCGCUAGCAACACACUCACUCUCUGCAAUAUCUAAGAGACUCCGGAUCAACCGGAAACAUCUGCCAGUCACUUCUCGUUUGUUCGUUCUCUGA